AUGGAGCCUACCACUUUGAUGGAGCCUACCACUGUGAUGAAGCGGUCAUCGACCAGUUCAGGGUGUAGUGGUAGCGAUAAAUCGUGCAAAAAGCAUUCUGAUAGCAAUGCUGUUACCGUUGGGGUUGCAGUAGCGAUUCCAGUUGGUUGUGUGUUGAUUCUAUUUGCUGUUAUACUGUGGAUCGUCUAUAGGAGGAAUAAACGUGAGUCGCAGGACGAUAACGACCCAGAUUUCCAAGGUGAUACCGAGUAUUUGCCCACCAAUGAGGGCAGGGAGUAUCAAUUGAGAUCUGUAACCCAGGAAAAGGACGAUGAAAGUUAUUUGCCUCCAAAUAACGGGCGCUUCAGUCGUAGAAGAGACACGGACCCAUUUGUGCUUCCAGAGGAUAACGGUUCAUCUCUACGGGAUUUUGCGCGUCAACUAAAGAAUGAAGAGUAUGGCCCAUACCGUUUGGCGUCCAAUACGAAUUCCAGGGUCGCAAGUCAAGUUUCUUUACCUUUUGAGAAGAAUGAGGUUAGAAUUUCUCACAAUGUUGGUUCCACGUUGAGUCCCUACACUUCAACGGAUUUCAACUAUACUCAGAGUGAUAAGACACCGCCUAGUGAGUCUUGUUCUUCGUCAAAUCCACCUUUGGAGCAGAGUCCUGUGAAAAGCACUGCAGGAGAGGUUACUAGGCAGUACGUUCAAGAUCACAGCGGAUUUGAUGUUGAACAUUCGCGAGCGGAUACGACCGCUGAUAGGUCGAACAGUGUUGAUAUGGGAAACGUACUAAAUCAGCUUGACAGCUCGAUCCGCGCAGAGUUGCAACAGCAAUCCGAUGACGACCAUGUCAUCGGCAUUUCGCCUGCAGAAGAGGAAAAUAUACAACGGAUGAAGAGUAUCUACAAAGUGUACCUAGAUCGGGAUGGAACCGUGAAGCAACACCACAUAGAUGAGCCAGAGGACAAAAAGGAGGAAGAAGAAGACGAAACCGUGGAAGGACCCUCAGAUCUCCAUCUAAAUGCACCUGCGGAGUCACAUAGAGUAGCAUCUUCCAUCUACUCAGCUGCAAUACCUCUGCAGUCAUAUCCGGAACAACAAUAUUAUCCAGUUCAGGAACAAAAUUCCCAAUACUAUCCAGUUCAGGACCAAAACUCUCAACACUUUCCAGUUCAGGACCAAAAUUCCCAACACUACCCAGUUCAGGACCAAAACUCUCAGCAAUACAUGCCCCAACGGCAAUUCCCGAUGCAAUAUGCCCCACAUGCGAUGCCUUUCCCACAGCAACAACAAUAUGCCCAUCCGCAGACAUUGGAAAGUAUCGGUGAAUUACCGUCCCCUGCAUACCUACCGUCAUCUUCAUCAUCACAUUCGCUGACUUCCUUUAGAGGCAAGUACAAGCAAGCACAAUUUCAACCGGGUGUCAUUAACGGUACCGCUGUGAAUCCAAUGGAUCAUCCAGAAAUGUUCUAUACCGGUAACAAUGGCUCCUACCAUUCUUUACAAAACUCUGGUCAGCCAGCUGCACCUCAUCAACUGAGACAAAGUAUCGUCAUGACAGAUCCCUCUCAAUUGACUGGUGGUUUCAAAUACAGACCUGCUGGAUCCAUCAGAUCUGCCAGCGCCGCAAACACUCGUAGCAAUACCAUGACUAGUCACAUGGAUCCAAUAUAUCAACAACAGCAGGCUUACAAUUCGCGUGUAAGUGGACUGUUGAACGAAGAAGACGUUAUGCAACCACCCGGCGUGGGCCAAAUCUUACCACACUCCGGUGGCUCAGAUGAGUUAAGAAGACAAAUCGGUACUUCUCAUAACUACAACGUGAGUUAA
Torulaspora delbrueckii is the source of this 1809-nucleotide messenger RNA. RefSeq lists its product as uncharacterized. Bases 1 to 1809 code for a protein of 602 amino acids. NCBI's taxonomy places the organism in Eukaryota, Fungi, Ascomycota, Saccharomycetes, Saccharomycetales, Saccharomycetaceae. The transcript has a single exon. The record is from RefSeq and is a predicted model, not a curated record.